AAACAUUGUUUAUGAAUUGACCAAACAAAACCACGUGUUUGAAACACACGCACGCGUUGUUGACGAAACAAAUCAUCAUCUGUGUUGAUAAUUUUAAAGAUUCUUUUAGAUUUUGACAGAAUUUAAUUUCAAUUUUUAAAUCAUCCAUUUUUAAUAAACUAAUUUAUUGUAAUUUAAAGUUGAAUUUUUAUUGUGUUAUUAGUGUGUGUGUGAAAACAGAAUGCCACUCAAGGAGGAAAAUUUUCCUCGAUCAAAGCCAUCGAAACAUCCAACGUCCAUCGUUCCAGCAUAUCAACCAUCAAUUGCUGAAGAUGAACAAUUGUUCAAAAGCAGGAAAAGGAAAACAGAAUCUAAACCAGUCCAGCCAAAGAAACGAUCUAAAAAAACUGUGAAAAGACAUGAAACAAAUGAACAGAAUCAAGAAAAUCUCAAAAAGACGGUGAUUGAAAAUUUAACAUUGAGUCGUUUGAUUGAAAAUACGGUUAUACUUGGUUGCAUUCAAGAGAUUACCGAUUUUGAAUUGAAAUUUUCUAUCACAGGUGGAAUCGAUGUUACCGUUCCCAUAACAAAUAUUUCGACAUCUUACAGCCAAUUGAUUGAAAGUUUUGCUAACAAUGAAAAUGAAGAUAGUGUAGAGAUUGCCAAAUUGGCUUCAUUAUUUAAUUUGGGGCAAUAUUUUCCCAUUCGAAUUCUGUCCAAAAGAAUUUGUGAUAAAUUUGGCCAUGCUGAAGUUAUCGGUUCAAUUAAUCCGAAAGAUGUUUAUCAUAAUUUUACUUCCAGGACUUUUCAAAAAUUACCAUCCGGAUAUAAUUUAAUUGCGGCCGUUCUAAGCAAAGAAGAUCAUGGCUACUUAAUGGAUAUUGGUAUUGAAGAUUUAAAAGCAUUUUUACCUAAUGAAGAUCUUGAACAGAAUAAUUUCACUACACUUAAUAUUGGCCAAGUAAUUCAUUGUUCAGUAUCGACCGUCAACGAACGAAGUCUUACACUGACUACUGAUCAAACAAAGGGAAAAAAAUUCUGCAUUGAAGAUGAUCAUCAGCCGGGCAUUCUUUUUUAUUCUCCGGGAAUCAAUACGAAUGCAAUAAUUACCGAAACUUUUAAUCAUGGAAUUGAAUUAGGAUUGCCCGGAGGUUAUAAAGGUUUUGUACCUCGAUUUCACGUUAGCGAUGAUCUUUCUGUGAUGCCAAAACAAUUAAAAAUCGGUGAUACCGUUCAAGGCCAUGUAAUGUACGUACAUCCACAUACCAAACAAGUUUGCGUUUCACUUAAAUCUAAAAUGAAAAUGAAAAAAAUUAAAAAUCUUAUCGAUUCAAUACGAAUCGGAUCGAUUAUCGAUAAUGCUAUCGUUUGUUCUCGAUCUCAAAAUGGUGGAGUAAUAUUUCGAUUACCGGGUAAUAAUUAUUCAAUUGCAUUAAAAAAGAAUCUUUUUGAACCAAAUGAAUUUGAUGAAAAUAAUUAUGAUCGUUUAUAUCGAUCGGGUUCAUCACAUCGUGUACGAGUUAAAAAAUUUCAUCUUAUCGAUAAUCUUAUUGAAAUUUCAUUACGAAAAUCAUUUAUUGAUCGUAAAGAUUUAACAAUCGAUGAUAUUGAUAUUGGUACAAUUGUAGAAGGUGUUGUAAAAAAAUAUCGACCAGAUGGUGUUUAUGUAAAACUUGGUUUCGGUAUCAAUGGCUUUAUACCGAAUAUUCAUCUAACUGAUACACCAACAUUGAAUUGGGAAAAAAUUCGUACACAAUUUUUUCCAUUGAAAAAACAAGUUCAAUGUAGAGUAUUGAAAUUGGAUCAAACAACACGAAUACCGAAAAUAGCAUUAACAGCGAAAAAAACUUUAAUUAAAAUGAAUGAUGAAGAAAUGUUUAAAGAUUUUGAUAAAAUAACCGCACGAAUGUCAUCAACAGGUGUUGUUUGUUUAAUCACUGAUAAAGGAAUAUUAUUAGAAUUUUUUAAUCGUGUUCGUGGUUUUAUACCAACCAAAUUUCUUGCAACAUAUAAAAUUGAAUAUCCGGAUAAAGUUUUUCGCCUUGGACAAUUGAUAAAAUGUACGGUUAUUUCAGUUAAUCCUACAGAUCAACAUAUGGUCUGUUCAUUGAUCGAUAUUGAUGAAACGAAAAAAUUAAAAAUGAAUCUACAGAUUAAAACAAAAAAUGAUACAUAUAAUUCUAAAUUGAAAGUAGGACAAAUCUUAAAACGAAUGCGAAUAAUUUCUAAAACACCAAUGAAAGGUUUUGAUUUGACCGAUGUACAGGAAAAAAUUCAAGUUUUCUUACCGAUGGCUCAUCUAUCCGAUGAUACAUACAUUAGUCGUAUAUUGUUUGGAACAUAUAAAAUCGGUGAUAUUAUCGAUGAAUUGAUGGUAUUUUCCAAAGAUUCAGCUAAUGUUGUUUGUGUUACGAUGAAGCCAAUUUUCCUGAAUCAAAACUAUCCAUUGAUUAUGAAUGAACAAGAUGUACAACUAAAAUCACCAUUUCCUGCAAUUGUUCGUAAUGUAACACCUACUGGUGUAUUUUUCGAAACGACUAAUGCACAAUAUGGUGUGGUAAGAAAAAAAUUCCUUCAAGAUGGUUUUAUUGAAGAACCAAAAAAACUUGAUCUUUGUCGUGGUCAGACAAUAUUUGUCAAUGCAAUUGAUGUAUCAUCAUAUGAAUUAACUGAAUCAAAUGAUAAUUAUCUUAAACGUUUUAAAUUUUCGAUGAGACUUUCUGAUGUUUGGAAUAAAGAUUCCAAUGAAAGUAUUGAAAUAUUUAAAUCUUAUCUUAAGCAAAUGGAAUGUAUUCGAACAUCGAUGAAAAAUAUGGCCGAAAAUGAAUCGAUUCGAUUGUUGUCAUCCUAUUCGAUUGGUGAAAUUAUCACAUUCAUCAUCACAGAAAUCAAUGAUGAUCAUAUUAAAAUGGAUUGUAGUCGAACUGGUAAUAAACAUGAACCAACUGUAGCUGGUAUAGCUAUGAAACAUGAAAGUUUCGCCGAUCUAACUAUUUCACAGAUGGGAAUGGCUAUUGUUUGUGAUAUUGAUUUUGAUCGAAAAAAUCUUAUUUUAUUCAUACAAUCCAGUCCGGGAAAAUUGAUACGUCAGGUUAAAAAUUUUCAACGUUCAAAUUUAGCAAAAAUUAAGCCAAAUCAAACAAUAAAAGGAACAGUUAUUCAUGUUAAUCCAAAAUAUAUUUUAACCAUACUUGGUGGUCAUUUACCUGGAUUGAUUGCCUAUGUACCAGCACGAAAACAUUACAAUGACCUAAGACAUGUAGAAAAAUUAUUUACAAUCAAUUAUAGUUAUCAAUUUAUGAUUAAACAUUUCGAUUAUAAUGAUAAUCAUAUCGAAAUAUUGGUAUCACUUCAUGAUCAGACGAAAAAACCAAAUGAAGUUCAUAAAGAAUCUUUGAAAAAAUCUAUCACUCAAUCAAUCAAUAAAUCGGAUGAAAUUAAUGAAAAUACCGAAGCAGUAAAAAACAAAAGUAAAAAUCCUGAAAAGCAUAUCGAAAAUUCAACAACUACAAUCGAUCGAUUUGAUUGGAAUGUAUUGGAUUUAUCGAAAUUGACAAAUAAACGAAAAUUUGAAGAAUUACAAACAAAAUCUGUUGAUGAUUUUGAUUUCGAUAUUGAAAAUGAUUCUGAUGAUGAAUCAAAUAAUGAAUUGAAUAGUAAAAAACAUCGAAACCGUGAUGAACGAAAUGAAGAGGCAAGAAAACGUGAAAUAAUGUUACGAGAAAAAGAACAACAAUUAACCGAUUUGGAUCGAAAACCAAAAGAUGAACAAGAUUUUGAAAUGGCCAUUGUUGCCAAACCAAAUAGUUCAUAUAUAUGGAUCGAAUAUAUGGCAUUUAUGGUCGAACGUAAAGAAAUUGAAAAAGCAAAAGAAAUUGGUGAACGUGCAUUGAAAAAGAUUUCAUUCAGAGAGGAAAAAGAAAAACUCAAUAUAUGGACAAGUUUAUUGAAUUUAGAAAAUCAAUAUGGUGAUGAACGUUCAAUGCAAGAAUUGAUUGAAAAAGCUGUUAAAUUUAAUGAUGCUAAAACAAUUUAUAAUCGUGUGGCAAUCAUCUAUGAUGAAAGUGAUCAUAAAGAUAAAGCUGAAAUGAUUUAUAAUUUUAUGAUCAAAAAAUUUUAUUCAGAUAUUUCUACUUGGAUUUCAUUCUUAUUGUUUUAUAUGAAAAAUAAUCAAAUUGAAAAAGGAAGAAAAUUAUUUGUUAAAGCUUUGGCUUCGAUCGAAAAACGACAACAUAUUGAUUUAAUAUCAAAAUUUGCACAAUUUGAAUUCUGUUAUGGUGAUUAUGAGAAUGGUAAAACAUUAUUUGAAAAAUUAUUGGCACUUUAUUGGGAACGAUUAGAUAAAUGGUCAAUAUAUAUCGAUAUGCUUAUCAAAUAUACAUUGAAAGAUGAUGAUGAUGACGAUCACCGUAAUGAUUCAAUCGAAUUUAUUCGCAAUAUUUUUGAACGUUUAUUAACAUUUAAAUUUUCACCACAUAAAAUGCGUUUUAUAUUUAAAAAAUAUUAUGAUUUUGAAAUGAAAUAUUCAUGUAAUAAUGAUGAUGAUCUAUUGGAACGUUUAAAACAGAAAGCGGCCGAAUAUGUUGAACAUGGCAAAAUUGUUUCAAAUUAAAAUUGCUUGUUUUUUUUUGUUCA
Messenger RNA from Dermatophagoides pteronyssinus (European house dust mite), 4614 nucleotides. RefSeq names its product Ribosomal RNA Processing 5 (gene Rrp5). Gene Ontology annotation, cellular component: small-subunit processome; nucleolus. The record is from RefSeq and is a predicted model, not a curated record. Gene Ontology annotation, biological process: rRNA processing. NCBI's taxonomy places the organism in Eukaryota, Metazoa, Arthropoda, Arachnida, Sarcoptiformes, Pyroglyphidae. Gene Ontology annotation, molecular function: protein binding; RNA binding.